Messenger RNA from Pezoporus occidentalis (night parrot), 3575 nucleotides. RefSeq names its product NudC domain containing 1 (gene NUDCD1). The coding region runs from base 352 to 1947 and encodes 531 amino acids. The transcript has 12 exons. NCBI's taxonomy places the organism in Eukaryota, Metazoa, Chordata, Aves, Psittaciformes, Psittacidae. The record is from RefSeq and is a predicted model, not a curated record.
CGCGGCAUGGCGUCUCACUGCUCUUUGCAGGCCAAGCGCCUGCUCCUGGACCCCAAGUUCGAGGGUUACAAGCUGUCCCUAGAGCCGCUGGCCUGCUACCAGCUGGAGCUCGACGCGGGAACUGAUUUCAGGAAUCCUUGUCUCAAAUGACCUGAGAUUUGGAGUUCUGCCUGUGUGGCAUCCCAAAUUUCAUGGCAGUAAGAUGAGCAUGACCAUCAAGAAAACUUGAACCUGGAAGGCUGUAGAAAGGAAGGAAUGAACUUCAUCCUAGUGUAAAAUCUCCUAUAAACUAUUUGAGCACAUGCUGUAGCAGAAGUGAAGCUUCGUGAUGAUCAGUAUACCCUUGACCACAUGCGUGCUUUUGGCAUGUAUAAUUAUCUACAUCUUGAUUCCUGGUACCAGGAUAGUGUCUACUAUGUUGAUCAGUUUGGAAGGAUUAUGAAUCUGUCAGUGACCCUGGACACUGCUCUACAAAAACCAAGAGAAGUUUUCCGGCUGCCUACAGAUUUGACAGCUUAUGAUAAUCGCCUUUGUGCCUCAAUACACUUCUCAUCUUCCACAUGGGUUACCCUUUCUGAUGGUACAGGAAGACUGUAUUUAAUUAAAUCAGGCAAGCGUGGAAACAGUACAUCUGAAAAGUGGGAGAUUGUGUUUAAUGAAGAACUAGGAAAUCCAUUUACUAUCACACACAGUGUUUCAUUUGUAAAAUCUGAUACUCAUUCAGUAGCUGUGCUGCUGCUUAGGGUAGAAAAAGAUGAAUUGGACACAAAAGGAAGUGGAUUUCAUAUUACCUUGGAAUGGGUUACAAUUGCAGAGAUAAGCAAAGAGGGUGAUCACAGAUAUGAAAUCUUGAAAAGGAGAGUUUUGCAAGGAAAAUCAGUCCCCCAUUAUGCAGCAAUAGAGCCAAGUGGGGAUGGUUUAAUGAUUGUUUCUUACAAACCAUUCAAAUUUAUGCAAGGUGAAGACAACAAAUCAGAAGAAAAUGAUGAGGCAGAAGCAACAAAGGAAAAGAAAGACCCUCUCUAUUACUGGCAGCAGACUGAAGAUGAUGUUACAAUAACAGUGCACAUUCCUGAAGACAUCACUAAGGAUGACAUAAAAGUACGCUUUUCCCCAGAUACCAUAUGUGUUAUACUGAAAGAUCAGCCUCCCUUGAUGGAAGGAAAACUGUAUUCAUCUGUGGACCACGAAAGCUGCACAUGGAUAAUUAGAGAGAACAAAAGUUUGGAAAUUUCUCUAAUUAAGAAAAAUGAGGGACCCCGGUGGCCAGAGCUAAUAGUUGGUGACACAAGAGGGGAAUUCAUUAUGGACUCUUCACAAUGCUCUGAAAUAUCUGAAAGCCUGAUGCAUCUUACCUCUGAAGUAAUGAAUCCAAACCCUGAGAAGGAAAACCCACCUUGUAAUGCUCAAGAAUUAGAAGAAUGUGAUGCUUUUCUUGAAGAUAGUGCAAGCUUGUGCAGAUUUGAUGGUGAUACCUUGAAAAUCACUCAUGUAAUUAAUCUUGGAAGCAACCAGUAUCUUUUCUCAGUUGUUGUGGAUCCUAAAGAAAUGCCAUGCUUCUGCCUGAGGCAUGAUGUUGAUGCUCUUCUCUGGCAGCCCCACUCUGACCAACCAGAGAACAUGUGGGAGCACAUUGCAACUUUUAAUGCUUUAGGUUACGUCCAAGCAUCAAAGCAAGACAAGAAGUUCAUGGCUUGUGCUCCAGAUUAUUCCUACGCUGCUCUCUGUGAGUGCUUACGACGAGUUUUCAUCUAUCGCCAGCCAACUCCUCUGGCCACAGUUCUGUACAACAGGAAGGAAGGAAGACAAGUUGGACAGGUUGCUAAGCAGCUAGUAACAACCCUGGAAGCCAAUGAUCCUAUCUUAGGCUUUCAAGCUACAAGUGAGAGAUUAUUUGUUCUCACAACAAAAACCUUGUUUUUAAUAAAGGUGAACUCUGGAAAAUAAUUAUUCAGUAUAUUCUGCUUCAGUUUAUGUUAACGAUUUGUUAAAGAGCUGGCAAGGUAAAUGCUCUGAGAAGUUCAGAACUAUCUGCUGAAGCUUAAAAAGGGGUAUUUUACAGGGGAAUCAAAAUUUUUCAUUAAAAUUUAUCUGUAAAAUAGAAAGUUUUUCAACUUGGCUGUCUCUGAAGUAAGCUUUUUCAGAUCUAUGGGAAGAUGUCUUCUGCACUAACAGCUUUCUCAAAGCAGUUUUCAGAAGCUGCUACUGCAUAGGUGGAUAGAUUUAUGCAUUAUUUUUUCCAACUGUUUCCCAUACUUGCGAGUUUUGAGAAUUCAUUUCUGUUUUUAAAUGCCACUGUUUACCUAUGAAAAAAGAAGUCAGAUAAAAAGGAUAAAGCCUUGAGUUGCAGGCAUACAAUGUACAAAGAAGUGUGUAUCGUAAGGAAAAGAAAUCCCAAAUUCCAAUGCUGUUGGCAAAAAAAAAUUAUUUAAUAUUUCAAUAUUCAGUAGCAUCAAGUGAAAUGUGAAUGGAAUGAAUGGAGUAUUUUGUUUCUUAUACAGGCAAUUAAUUCAAAUGGAAUUAUUUCAUUGCAUAUCCAGAUUUAGGUUAUUGACUUGGGACUUAAUGCUUGCAGUGAAAUUUCUUCCUAUUUCAGGAGACACUGAAUAGCUUUUAGUAGCUUUUUCCUGAAGCAAAGUAAGGGUCAGUGUGAUUACCCAUUGGGUGGUAUUAGUUUUAUUUUAAAUUGGCAUUGUCAAUACAGUUAAACCAAAAAUGGGUCAGUUGUGACAGCUCCACCCUGGGGUGUUUUGCAUUCUUUUAUUCAUGUUUAGCUUACAACCCCGUAGCAAAGAAUGUCUCGUAUGUUGUGUACUGGCAGGAAAGCUGUUGGGAUCUGUGGUACCAAAGUACUGAGACAGCCACGGAUUACUGAGACAGACACAGUUGUAACAAGUGGCCUAACUGUGCAUCUCCUCCAGUAUUAUUUCAGACUUCUGUAAGAAUCUACUUGCGAGGAAAAUAAGCAUUCCUUUUUUAUGGACUAGCAGUUUCUUAGUUGUGAUUGUUUUGACUCUCCUGUAAAUUCUCCAGACUUGUGUCAGUGAAAUUAUUAAAUCAUGUAGUGAGAAUUGAAGAGGGAGACAAGCAGUUUUGGCUUGCAAAAAUGCCUCCAAAUGCAGGAGCUUUUCAAGGAACCUGAUUUUCCUCCUCCAUGUAGCAGUAUUGUAUAUCCAAUAUUGACAAGUUUGUCCUUACUCUUACCUGCGUAAGUUAAAACAGACUUUGAUUUGCAGACCUUCCCUUCUCAUUCUGGUGUUUGGUUGUUGGUUUGGUUUGUUUGGUUUUGUUGUUUUUAACUGACUUGAAAAUGUUUUUUAAAAAGGCUCAGUGAAUGUAUUACUGUUCCGUGUCUGGUUUGGAUCUACAUUGUCAUUGUUGGGCAGUAAUGUCAAACAAGGUGGUAGAGUUCAUGCAGAGCUCCAUCAAAAAAAGUUUUAUAGAGAUGAUUACUUUGCAACAUAAAGUGCUCAUAGAUUUAUAUGAAUAUUACUUAGUAACCUGAGAUUUAAUCAUUGGGAACACAGAGUUAGGAACACUAUGUGUUAUUUGGGGAAUGCAGGAAUAAAGGAGGA